AUGCCGGUGCGAGGAGACCGCGGGUUUCCACCCCGGCCGGAGCUGUCACGUUGGCUCCGCGCCCCAGGCAUGGAAGAGCUGAUAUGGGAACAGUACACUGUGACCCUACAAAAGGAUUCCAAAAGAGGAUUUGGAAUUGCAGUGUCUGGAGGCCGAGACAACCCCCACUUUGAAAAUGGAGAAACGUCGAUCGUCAUUUCUGAUGUGCUCCCGGGCGGGCCCGCCGAUGGGCUGCUUCAGGAAAACGACAGGGUGGUCAUGGUUAACGGCACUUCCAUGGAGGAUGUGCUCCAUUCGUUUGCAGUUCAGCAGCUUAGGAAAAGUGGGAAGGUCGCGGCCAUUGUGGUCAAGAGGCCCCGGAAGGUCCAGGUGGCCCCGCUGCAGGGCAGCCCUCUCCCCGAUCAGGAUGACCGGGCUUUUGGGGCGAUGGACGAGUUCGAUGGCAGAAGUUUCCGCAGCGGGUACAGCGAGAGGAGCCACAGCGGGCGCAGCCGCAGCUGGGAGGACAGCCCGGAGAGGGGGCGUCCGCACGAGCGGGCACGGAGUCGGGACCGGGACCGCAGCCGCGGCCGGAGCCUGGAGCGGGGUCUGGACCAGGACUACGGGCGCGCCCGAGACCGCGGCCGCCGCAGCCGCGAGCACCUGCGCUCGCGUAGCCCCAGCCCCGAGCUGCGGGGCAGGCCGGACCCUGACAGGCCAGUGGGCGUCCUCCUGAUGAAGAGCAGAGGUGAUGAAGAGUAUGGUCUCCGGCUUGGGAGUCAGAUCUUCAUAAAGGAAAUGACCAAAACGGGUCUGGCAAUGAAAGAUGGCAACCUUCAUGAAGGGGACAUAAUUCUCAAGAUCAAUGGAACUGUGACUGAGAACAUGUCUUUAACGGAUGCUCGAAAAUUGAUAGAAAAGUCACGUGGAAAACUCCAGCUAGUGGUGAUGAGAGACACCAAGCAGACCCUCAUCAACAUCCCGUCGUUAAAUGACAGCGACUCGGAAAUAGAAGAUAUCUCAGAGAUAGAGUCAACCCGAUCAUUUUCUCCGGAGGAGAGACGCCAGCAGUAUUCUGAUUAUGAUUAUCAUUCCUCAAAUGAGAAGCUGAAGGAGAGGCCAAGUUCAAGAGAGGACACACCAAGCAGAUUGUCCAGGAUGGGUGCCACACCCACUCCGUUUAAGUCCACGGGGGAUAUUGCAGCUGUACUUGUCACAGAGACCAGCAAGGAACCCAGAUACCAAGAAGAACCCCCAGUUCCUCAACCAAAAGCAGUCCCGAGAACUUUUCUUCGUCCUAGUCCUGAAGAUGAAGCAAUAUAUGGCCCUAAUACCAAAAUGGUGAAGUUCAAGAAGGGAGACAGCGUGGGCCUCCGGUUGGCUGGUGGCAAUGAUGUCGGGAUAUUUGUCGCUGGCAUUCAGGAGGGUACCUCGGCAGAGCAGGAAGGACUUCAAGAAGGAGACCAGAUUCUGAAGGUGAACACACAGGAUUUCAGAGGGCUGGUUCGGGAGGACGCUGUUCUCUACCUAUUAGAAAUCCCCAAAGGUGAAAUGGUGACCAUUUUAGCUCAAAGCCGAGCCGAUGUGUAUCGAGACAUACUGGCUUGUGGCAGAGGGGAUUCAUUUUUUAUAAGAAGCCACUUUGAAUGUGAGAAGGAAACUCCACAGAGCCUGGCCUUUACCAGGGGGGAGGUCUUCCGAGUAGUGGACACACUGUAUGAUGGCAAGCUGGGCCACUGGCUGGCUGUGCGGAUUGGAAAUGAAUUGGAGAAAGGCUUAAUUCCUAACAAAAGCAGAGCUGAACAAAUGGCCAGUGUUCAGAAUGCCCAGAGAGACAACGCUGGGGAUAGGGCAGAUUUCUGGAGAAUGCGUGGCCAGAGAUCCGGGGUGAAGAAGAACCUGAGGAAGAGUCGGGAAGACCUAACUGCUGUCGUGUCUGUCAGCACCAAGUUCCCAGCUUACGAGAGGGUUUUGCUACGAGAAGCUGGUUUCAAGAGACCUGUGGUCUUAUUCGGUCCCAUAGCAGAUAUAGCAAUGGAAACCUUGGCAAAGGAGUUACCUGACUUGUUUCAAACUGCUAAAACAGAACCAAAAGAUGCAGGAUCUGAGAAAUCCAGUGGAGUAGUUCGGUUAAACACCGUGAGACAAAUUAUUGAGCAGGAUAAGCAUGCGCUACUGGAUGUGACUCCAAAAGCUGUGGACCUGUUGAAUUAUACCCAGUGGUUCCCAAUUGUGAUUUUUUUCAACCCAGACUCUAGACAAGGUGUCAAAACCAUGAGACAGAGGUUGAGUCCAACAUCCAGCAAAAGUUCUCGAAAGUUAUUUGAUCAAGCCAACAAGCUGAAAAAAACAUGUGCACAUCUUUUUACAGCCACGAUCAACCUAAAUUCUGCCAAUGACAGCUGGUUUGGCAGCUUGAAGGACACCAUUAAACAUCAGCAAGGAGAAGCAGUUUGGGUCUCUGAAGGAAAGAUGGAAGGUAUGGAUGAUGACCCCGAAGACCGCAUGUCCUACUUAACCGCCAUGGGCGCAGACUAUCUGAGUUGCGACAGCCGCCUCAUCAGUGACUUUGAAGACACGGAUGGCGAAGGAGGUGCCUACACUGACAAUGAGCUGGAUGAGCCAGCCGAGGAGCCGCUGGUGUCUUCCAUCACCCGCUCCUCGGAGCCGGUGCCGCAGGAGGAGAGCGUAAGAAAACCCAGCCCAGAGCCACGAGCUCAGAUGAAGAGGGCUGCUAGCAGAGAUCAACUUAGGGACCAUAGCCCACCCCCAGCAUUCAAGCCAGAGCCGCCCAAGGCCAAAACCCAGAACAGAGAAGAAUCCUAUGACUUCUCCAGAUCCUAUGAAUACAAAUCAAACCCCUCUGCCGUUGCUGAUAACGAAACUCCUGGGGCACCUACCAAGGGUUGUCCUCCUCCUGUUGCAGCAAAACCUGUCUUUGGGCGGUCGAUACUGAAGCCCUCCAUUCCCAUCCCUCCCCCGGAGGGUGAGGAGGUAGGAGCGAGCGGUGAGGAGCCCAAAUCAGUCCUGGGCAAAGUCAAAAUAUUUGAGAAGAUGGAUCACAAGGCAAGGUUACAGAGGAUGCAGGAGCUCCAAGAAGCACAGAAUGCAAGGAUUGAGAUUGCUCAAAAGCUUCCUGAUAUCUAUGCAGUUCCAAUCAAAACGCAGAAGCCAGAGCCCGGCCUGCCCCAGCAUGCAAGUUCCAGGCCCCCCGAGCCACAGAAAGGUCCUUCCAGACUUUAUCAGGAUACCCGAGGAAGUUAUGGCAGUGACGUCGAGGAGGAAGAAUACCGCCAGCAGCUGUCCGAACAGUCAAAGCGUGGCUAUUACAGCCAGCAUGCCCGCUACCGGGACACUGAGCUAUAGAUGACCGCAAAGGGACGCUUCCCACCCGCCGCCACAGCAGUGGCUUUCCUGCCAAGCCACUGGGACGACACUUCAGUUAAAAUGCACUGCAGCGACGUGGAGGGACCCAAGCUUAUGUUCUCUCACAGGCAGCUCCGGGACAGCCGGUUUAAAUUAAGACCUGAAGGCUGCUUA
Molecule: messenger RNA, 3519 nt
Organism: Galeopterus variegatus (Sunda flying lemur)
Lineage: Eukaryota; Metazoa; Chordata; Mammalia; Dermoptera; Cynocephalidae
Gene: TJP2
Product: tight junction protein 2
Exons: 24
Coding region: 1-3345 (1114 amino acids)
Biological process (GO): establishment of endothelial intestinal barrier; positive regulation of blood-brain barrier permeability; cell-cell junction organization
Cellular component (GO): bicellular tight junction; plasma membrane
Molecular function (GO): cell adhesion molecule binding
Source: RefSeq, a predicted model, not a curated record